Molecule: messenger RNA, 5511 nt
Organism: Tachysurus vachellii
Lineage: Eukaryota; Metazoa; Chordata; Actinopteri; Siluriformes; Bagridae
Gene: kcnn1b
Product: potassium intermediate/small conductance calcium-activated channel, subfamily N, member 1b
Exons: 9
Coding region: 20-2737 (905 amino acids)
Biological process (GO): potassium ion transmembrane transport
Cellular component (GO): plasma membrane; neuronal cell body; neuron projection
Molecular function (GO): small conductance calcium-activated potassium channel activity; calmodulin binding
Source: RefSeq, a predicted model, not a curated record
AGGGAGGAGGGCUUUUGCGAUGAGGUUGGUUCUGGUCCAACCCACCAAUGAGACAAGUUGCGUGGACUCGACGGUGGGGGCCUCCGCCGUCGCCGCACGCAGCACCGAGAGCGCGCCGAAGCGGGUCGGUCCGCAGCCCGCCGCACGCGACCAGCAGGAGGAGGAGGAGGAGGAGGAGGAGGCGGUGAUGCGGCAUCGAGACUCGCGCGCUGUCCGACAGCAGCAACAGCAGCGACCGCACGCAGCAUCGCCAUCCUCAGCAGCAACGCCGUUUUACACUCUGCCGCCUCCACCGCCACCGCCGCCGUCUCACAGUGCGCGCGGACACCGGAAACCGCCCAGCGCGACUGGACAACUGCAACGGGGCGGCGCACGAGAACCGUCAUCAUCCUCAUCACCAUCAUCACAAAGUCAAGGCGCCGAGUCGAGUAUCGCGAACAGCCAGCGGCGCAACUGCACCUUCACAAAACCGUCGGCACGAGCUCUCGGUUCCGUUUCCCCGGACUCUGUCGGUGACCCCGCCUGGUGCGGCUUGCGAUUGGCGGAGGAUCAGUCUCGAGGGAACCAGUGGAACAAACCUGCGCAUCGUCUCUCGUGCAGCUGCGGAAAAGAAGGCGGGUCGUUGCCGGAAGAGCAGCAACAACUGCAGCAGCCACAACAAACGCUACAGCAGAUCAGCAGCAAUCCGUUCACCGCUCUGCUGCAAAACCAGCCGCCGCUGCCUUCAUCAUCAUCACCGUUAUCUUCAUCAUCAUCAACGCAACAGCAUCAGCAGUCGCGCGCUCCCGCGGGCCAGCCGCCCGAAACCGCCGCCGCUCGCGCGCUCCAGGACCCGCAGGCGUCUCGGUUGCAGGUGCAGCAGCAGCGGCUCGUGAGGAGCAGCCUGCCCGAGAGCUGCGCGAGAGCACCGCCGCACGAGCUGUGUGCGCAACGGCCCUGUGGCAUCCAGCAGCAACAGCAACAUCAGCAACAGGGCGCGCGAGCGGAAUGGCACCGUGACGGAGACACGAACCCGAGCGCGGAGCACGAGCCUCAGAGAAACCAAGGGCAUCAGGUGAGUGCGGAUGGCAGCAGGCUGAGCCAUGCUUGGUCGUGCUCUUCGCUGUCGCCCAGCGGCCCCGCGCUCCCUCAGAUAGCCAUGAACAGCUGUAAGUACAAUGGCGGCGUGGUGAGACCGUUGGGCAGCAGGAACCUGGCCGAUCUGGACUCUGAGACGCAGCCGCUGCAGACACUCCAUACUUCCGGCCUCGAGGUCGUGGUGUCAAAGGGCAACGGCGACGAGACGGGCAAGCCGCUGCACGAGGAUGCCAGCAACGCCCCGCACAAAAGGAACAAGGACAUCGGCUACAAGCUCGGCCACCGGAGGGCGCUGUUUGAAAAGCGGAAGCGCCUUAGCGACUACGCCCUCAUCUUUGGCAUGUUUGGCAUUGUAGUCAUGGUGACAGAGACGGAGCUCUCGUGGGGGGUUUACACAAAGGAAUCCUCAUAUUCAUUUGCACUGAAAUGCCUUAUCAGCCUUUCCACUCUGAUCCUCCUUGGUCUGAUUAUUAUGUAUCAUGCACGAGAAAUUCAACUUUUCAUGGUGGACAACGGAGCAGACGACUGGCGGAUAGCUAUGACUUACGAGCGCAUUCUGUUCAUCGUGCUGGAGCUUCUGGUGUGUGCCAUCCACCCAAUCCCAGGACAGUACGUUUUCACCUGGACGGCACGGUUGGCCUUCACAUACACGCCGUCUGUGGCCGACGCCGACGUGGACAUCAUCCUGUCCAUCCCCAUGUUCUUGCGCCUCUAUUUAAUUGGCCGUGUCAUGCUGCUGCACAGCAAACUGUUCACGGACGCUUCGUCACGCAGCAUAGGCGCCCUCAACAAGAUCAACUUCAACACACGCUUCGUCAUGAAGACCCUCAUGACCAUCUGCCCUGGCACCGUGUUGCUCGUCUUCAGCAUCUCCUCGUGGAUUAUUGCAGCCUGGACGGUGCGCGUGUGUGAAAGAUAUCACGAUAAACAGGAAGUGACGAGUAACUUCCUGGGUGCAAUGUGGUUGAUCUCCAUCACCUUCCUGUCCAUUGGUUAUGGAGACAUGGUGCCACACACCUACUGCGGGAAAGGAGUGUGUCUGCUGACGGGAAUCAUGGGGGCGGGCUGCACUGCGCUGGUGGUCGCCGUGGUGGCCAGAAAGCUCGAGCUGACCAAGGCAGAGAAACAUGUUCAUAACUUUAUGAUGGACACUCAACUUUGCAAAAGAGUGAAGAACACGGCUGCUAACGUACUCAGGGAAACGUGGCUCAUCUACAAACACACCAAGCUAGUGAAGAAGAUCGACCACGCCAAGGUCAGGAAACACCAGCGCAAGUUCCUGCAGGCGAUCCACCAACUGCGCAGCGUGAAGAUGGAACAGAGGAAGCUGAAUGAUCAGGCCAACACACUUGUCGACUUAGCCAAGACGCAGAAUGUGAUGUAUGACCUAGUGUCAGAGCUGCAGGAGCGCAGUGAAGAGCUGGAUAAGCGGAUCGGUCAUUUAGAGGAGAAGCUGGACUCCAUCGCUCUGAGUGUCCAGUCUCUCCCCGAGCUGCUGAACAGAGCCAUAACGCAGCAGCAGCGCCACCUGCUGGACGGCCUCAUUCAUCACUCCACACACUCCACACACUCCUCACACUCCUCACACACCAGCUCGGCAUCUGUACGCCGCCGGAGGUCACCGUCCACCGCUCCACACACGUCCUCUGACAGUGGCUAACACACACUUACAAACACAAUAACACACACAUAUACACACACAUUAUAGACACGCCUGUGCUUCUCUGAUUAACAUGGCUCGAGAAAAAAAGACUUUAAUGACUUUAACACACUGACACGAAAAAAGAAGAAAAGAAAUAAAAAUAACGUAAUGAGUUAACAGUUCAUGGUAGACAUAUGGUUUACGUUUAGCCAUUGUAUGGCUGUUUAAAGUUAGCUUUUUUGUAAAAGCCCUUGUAUAGUUUACGGACUGAAUCCAGGGUGUGGGGUGGGGGGGGAAUCACACACACACUUGCACACUAAUACACACUGCUGGCUGAGAAAAUGUCAUCUUUUCUCAUGAGGAAGGACAUCAGCGGAGGACAAAGGAUGGAGAGAUGUGGGACUGAGUGAUGGUCGCACACACACAUGGGCCUUUGGGAGCUCUGAACAUGAGCAAAGGAAAAAACACCAAAUGAUCAAAAACACACAGAAUUAUUAGAAAUGUCACAACUUUAAAACACCAGAACACACACUAAUUACUGUUUGUCUGAAAUGAAUUCUUUGUCCAAAUUGAACCGAAACAAACAGAAAAGAAUCACAUGGAGGAUUUAUUGUUUUCUUUUGUUGUUUUUUUUUUUUUAUACAAAGCAUGCUGGGUAAAAGUGUCAGGAUGGAAAAACGAAUCACUGUGUCCAUACGUACGCUUUAACUUUUUAUUUUCAUCAGUCUUUAUUUCAGUGCUCUGCGUCUCGGGAGAUUGUACUAAAACAUUCCUUUUUUCCAUUUUUGUUUCCAAGUGCCCAAAAACAGUUUUUAAGGUAAAACCUCUUUAAGGUUUGUGAUGAUAAGUUUUUAUACCACAACAGUUUAUCGGUUUACUAUAUUAUCACAGUAUUAUUGAGCUGAGAAUGAUGACGAUGAUGGUGAUGGUGAUGACGAUGAUAGUGAUGAUGAUGAUGAUGGUGAUGACGAUGAUAGUGGUGAUGAUGGUGGUUGUGAUGAUGAUGAUGAUGCUAGUAAUGGUGAUGAUGGUGGUGAGAUGAUGAUAAUGAUCAUAAUGGUGGUAAUGAUGAUGAUGAUGAUGAUGAUGAUGAUGAUGAUGAUGGUGGUUGCGAUGAUGCUGGUAAUGAUGAUGAUGUUUUUAAUCUUCAGUAUGAUGUGGUGAUGGUGGUGGAAUAUUAGCAUCUUUACUUAAACAGUAAUAAAGUGAUAUUAUAGAACUAUCAAUAAUUAGCUAGCAAACCAACUAUAAAAUACAUUUGAUUUUAUUUAAGAAAAUAAGAAUAUUAUUUCAGUCCAGUCAGCAGCUUCCCUGAGUGUAACGCUGACCAGCUAUCCUGAUUUUUAUAGAAUGGAGACUAAGAUUAUCUCAGUCAUUUAUAUGGCUAGUUAUGUUUAGCUCAGCGUCACGCUAACCUGCUAGUUCUAUGUCAAAUCCAAUAAACUAAGAAAUUAGGAAGUUUAACACAUUUUGGCUAAAUUUACUUAUUUUUCACAGACAGCAGCUUUCUCUGUUAGGCAGAACAGAACCUCUGUGUUCAACAUCAAAGAUAAACAGAAGGUCGUUGUCAUGGUAACAUUAAACUUUACUCCAAUAAUGUGACGUAGUGAAGUAAGUCCGAAGAAUGAUCAUGAUGUCGAACCCUCUGAGAGGGCGAUGAGGGUGGAGAUGUAGAGGAAUUCCUUCCUCAGAGUCUUCCUCAGUCUUCCAUUUUAUUUAUUGGUUUAAAAUGAAACUUUACUUUCUAGUUAUUUGUGUUUAGCCACAAACGUCAUGUUUUUGUUGUUGCAAUGCGAACUAACUUUAAUAUCAAUCUAAUUUACAAACUAGCAAGCAUAUGGUCCAAAUUAUUAUUUUUUUAUUAAAACCACAAUCUAAAAAUAUUAAAUAAAUAAAGUAGAUGAUUAGAUUUAAGUUUAAGUUUUUAUUAUUACAUUUUUAGAGAUGUUUAAGAUUACAGUUAAAGUGGCUGUCAGUGAUUCUGAGGGAUUUGUGUGUGCAGAAGAGCACCAUCACCAUCAGCACGCUGGUGAAGGAAAUUAUGGGAUUUCGUUCUUACAUUCUUGUUUUUUUUUCCUCAUUUUUUGAGCUAGUAGUUUGUGAGUAUUGUGAUGUUAUUGUUUAUCUGAUUAUCAGCACGUUCCUGAAGUCUGCUCGACCUCAGUGACUGCAUGUUUAUGAUGAUGAUGAUGAAGAUUAUGAUGAUGAAGGGUAAACACGGGUGUUUGGAUGUGUGUGCUGUAAAACAGAGACAUUUUACUCAGAGCUUCCAAGGGUCCUGUUGUCUCAGUGCUGCGACAUUGCAAUGCAAACGAGGACAGAUGCUAACCUCCAGGAUGGCUUUAGGUUCAUUUCUUCCUUUCUCUUCCUUGAUUUUUAAUUUUUUUUUUAAAAAAAGAUUCCUUUUUUAUGAUUUAUCUAGGAUUUUUAUAGCGUGUAGAAGAGAAUAACUAAUAAUUCCUACAGAGUGGCAGCAUAGUUGAAUUCAUGCAUUCCUUAGAUCAAAGACCAAAAACCACCGAGAAUUAAAAAAGAUGAAGAAGAGUCUAAUUUGUCAUUUGGGGUUUCAUCAUAGAUGACAUGAAAUUAAAAGUGAUUAGGUUCCCAGCUCUGUAUCUGAGACUAAAAUAUCUAAGACAUGGUUGUUUUUUACGGGUUUCAAAAAGAAAAAAAUGAAAAAAGAAGAAUCAAACUGCCUUUACUGUGUGUCUUCGGCCGUGUUGACCAACCUGUAGCAGAUGAACAUGAUGCUGGGCUCCAAUAUAAAGAAAUAAAUCCACUACACUCCUGAA